Vavraia culicis subsp. floridensis is the source of this 1062-nucleotide messenger RNA. RefSeq lists its product as uncharacterized. The record is from RefSeq and is a predicted model, not a curated record. The annotation marks the transcript as partial. NCBI's taxonomy places the organism in Eukaryota, Fungi, Microsporidia, Pleistophoridae. The transcript has a single exon.
UGAUGAGGUGUUCGAGUCAACAGCUCUGUACCAAUCGCAGUUUCUGGCAACCAUUGGAGAAAAAUUUGCAGACAAGAAUGUGCUCGUCGUGCUUGCGUUUCUCGGACUGGUAGUGGACAAAAACUAUGCUGACAUAUAUUUUAAAGGAAAUAAGAUGAUUGUUUUUCCGCGACGAAGCACUAGAGACGUGAACAUUCGCAGUUCACCAAUCAAAUCAAAACAGUUCCAUGCAUUCGGCCAAUACAUCAAAGAGUACUCAGAGAUAAGAAAAGCAAUGUUUAGCGAGGCUCAGUGCUAUUUUAUGUCUUCUGAUCAAGAAAUUCCGGGUGUUAGAAGCCUUAGGAUCCAUAAACAUGUUUUCAUCGAUGAAUUGGCAAAACUGCUGCGCAUACUUUAUGAUGAGAUUGAAUCGCGUAUCCUUGUUGAUGGUAAUCCUUACAAUGUAUUAUUUCGAACUGAGCCUGCAGUGCCGAAUGCUCCGUCCGAAGUAGACCAGCGAGCCCUUUCAAUGAUGCCAUAUAAGAAAAUGGUGGAUGUGUAUAACAAAUAUUACGCAACAUUCAUCCAUGAAAUGUCGCCAUCAGUGUUAACUCGUUGCCAUCUUGUAUUUCCUCGAGUUAUUGGAAUAUAUUUCUGCAUCAACCUACAAUCCAACCACAUACAUGCGCUGGGGAUUACUUUACAGACGGUUUUCCCUGAGCACUUCUUCGAAUAUCCUUCAAAUGGCGAAGAUAGAAAUGUUAUCGUAACGAAAGUGUCUGUUACUCGACAAUUGAUCAGAAAGCUCAAGUUAAUUGACAUAAAAGAUAAUACUCGCGUACUCUUGCCUGUUUUGCUCUCUUACACGAGUGAAAUUCACCUUACUAUAGAUGAUCGUAUGGCUAGCCUCGAAGAAUUGAUUAUAUUGAAGAAAAUAAUCAAAGGACACAAUAUAACCAGUUUUGUUGCGUCAAUAUUUGACAUAUACGGGUUUUCGUUUCACUACUUUGUGGAAGAGACCUCAUUGGAUAAAGAGAAAGUGUUGGUUUUAGAUCUAAGUGAAUGUUCCCUCGAGGAGCAUGA